Molecule: messenger RNA, 9285 nt
Organism: Tachysurus fulvidraco (yellow catfish)
Lineage: Eukaryota; Metazoa; Chordata; Actinopteri; Siluriformes; Bagridae
Gene: piezo1
Product: piezo-type mechanosensitive ion channel component 1
Exons: 51
Coding region: 453-7982 (2509 amino acids)
Source: RefSeq, a predicted model, not a curated record
CUCCUGGGGAAACUUUUUAUCUGACAAAACCUUUUUUUUUUUUAAAAAAAGAAAGCUGGAGAAAGUUUGAAGGACUCGCGCUGGUUAAUAAAUUAUUCACACACACACACACACACACACACACACACACACACACACACACACACACACACACACACACACACACACACACACACACACACACACACCCCUAAAGGAAAGUGACUUGAGACCUGCGCCUGUUUUUCACUGAACUCCAUUUUUGGAUUCUUUUUUGGACUUUUUUGGAGACUUUACAUUGUUUCCACGCCUUAUGGACGUCUGACAGGUGGAGGUCUUAACACAGCUGAAGGAAAAGCAGGAUGUAAGCUGGAGAGCAGACUGGAUAUGGGAUGUGAACAUGUCAGUAUGAGAACUGAGUUGGGUUCCUGUCUGUGUCCCAGUUGGAGGAGUGUAUUCCUCUGUAGGCUCUGAUGGAGCUGCAGGCAAUCUGUGGCCUUCUCUACUGCUUUCUGCUGCCCAUUUCACUGCUGGCAGCAUGUCUGUUUCGCUACAACGCCCUUUCUUUAGUCUACCUACUGUACCUGCUGCUGCUGCCAUGGUUCACCUGGCCCAACAAACACACGGCACGAGGACACACAGGGAGAUUUGUCAUCGCUCUGUUCAGCACCAGUCUGCUGUUCCUGCUCGCCCACGUCUCAUUCCAGGUCUGUCUCUACACCGUGCCUGGCCUGGAUGAUGCUCUGGGACACAACUGUAGCACCUGGGAAACUCUGGCGAGGCACAUCGGCAUGUCCAGAUUGCAGCUGGACGAUCCCUGGAACGCCGUGCGUCUCCUUUCCCCGGACCUGGGCGUAUUCAUCAUGUCUCUGAUCACCAUGGUGCUGUGUAAGCGUUUGCUGAAGAGGACAGAGGAGGGGUUAGUGGUGCACGUGUCCCAUCAAGAAGAAACCCAAACAGACGAAGAGGAUGAGGAGGAAGAGGAGGAGGAGGAAGGUGGUGGUGAGGAGGAAGAGGAUAGGAAGGAGGAAAAGAGGAGAGGACCAGCUCAGCUGUGUGCUCGUCUCAGAGCUACAGCUCAGCGCUUUCUCCACAACAUGGGUAGAGUGUUAGCCGUCACGCUGCUGGGGCUGGCCGGUAUCACGUUGCCCUCUGCUUUCUCCUCCGUCUACUUCCUGCUCUUCAUCACCGUGUGUACCUGGUGGGCCUGCCACCUUCCCAUCAGCCACCUGGGCUUCAACGCACUGUGUGUGAUGGUGGGAUUGUUCACAGCAGGACACUUGGUGUGUUUGUACUUGUACCAGAGUACAGUGGCCCAGAGCUUUCUCACCCCGAGCAGUCUGUGGGCCAGGAUGUUUGGCCUUAAGGAUAUCGUUGGCCCUUUUAAUUGCUCCUCCCUCUCCGAUGACCUCAUAUUCAACACGGCGCAUGAUUGGCCUGUGUACGUCAAUCCAGGCAUCCUCUUUCUUCUCUACAUCACCGUGGUAACAGUGCUGAAGUUCAGCAGUCAUAGUUCCCUACAAAAGAAUGAGGCUGUGGGUGAGGAGGUGGAGUUAAUGCAAUGGGGGGCAGGACAAAUAACACCUGAUGAUGACACUAAGAGAAUGUUGCUGGCUGAAGGUGAAAGUCCUGGGCAGGAAUCACACACCAGUGAAGCCAAAGCCCACGGCACAAACGGUUCCGGUCAACACGACCUAGGUCCUGGCCCAGAGACAGGGCAGCAGCAGCAACAAGACAGUCCUAUCCAGUUAGUUGGGAGGAUGAUCAUGCAGCAGAGUUACAUCUGUGCUCUCAUCGCCAUGAUGGUGUGGAGCAUCACCUACCACAGUUGGUUGACAUUUGUGCUGCUCUUGUGGGCGUGUUUGAUCUGGAUGCUGCGAGCACGUCGUCACUUCGCCAUGCUCUGCUCACCCUUCAUCCUGCUGUAUGGCCUCUGUCUUUGCAUCCUGAACUAUGUCUGGGCCAUGGACCUGGAGCCCGAACUGCCAAAGCACCUGGGCUCUAUGAGCCUGAGACAGAUGGGACUUGACCGAGCACCUUAUCCCUGCCUACGCCUGGGAGCCUUGCUGCUGUUCACGCUGACGUUCUGGCUGCUUUUACGACACUCGGUAAAGGAUAAGUUUGGGAGGAAGAAGAAGCAGAGCGUCCCACUCGAGGAGGUCACCACUGGAGAGAGCACAGGCCAUGAUGACUCCAUCCUAAGGCUCCUAGGAAGGGUGGUGAUGAGUCUUUAUGCUAAGUAUUGGAUCUACGUGUGUGGAGGGAUGUUCAUCAUGGUCAGCUUCGCUGGGAAGCUGGUGGGCUACAAGAUCGUCUACAUGCUGCUGUUCCUGCUCUGCAUGUGCUUCUACCAGGUGUACUAUUCUCUCUGGAGGAGGCUACUGAAGCCAUUCUGGUGGUUGGUGGUGGCCUACACCAUGUUGGUGCUCAUUGCCAUCUAUACCUACCAGUUUGAGGACUUCCCAGGCUACUGGAAGAACUUCACAGGGUUCACAGAGGACCAGCUCGCAGAUAUCGGCCUCGAGACCUUUAAGCUCUCCGAGCUGUUCAGCAGUAUUCUGAUUCCCGGUUUCUUCCUGUUGGCCUGCAUCCUACAACUGCACUACUUCCACAAGUCAUUCAUGAAGAUCACAGACCUGGAGCACGUCACUCCUCUGCACAGAAAGAAAUCGGCCCUGAAGACAGAGGGAGGAGGCUUUGAGGAGGAAGAUCUGAAUACCGAGCUGGGAGAUGAUGAGUCAGAAGAUGGAGUGAUGGUGCCCAGUAAGUGGGGGCUGGUGAUGGACAGACUCAUGGUGCUCUUCAGGAAGUUCUUCGACAUCCUCACCCACGUUCAGGCUUUUCUCUGGCGUGUCCUGGAGCUGCACAUCUUCAAAAUUGUCGCACUGUUUGUCAUCUGGGUGUCACUUGGAGAGCCGUCCGUGAUGAAUUUGGUGUUGGUUGUGCUGUGGUCGUUCGCGAUGCCCUUUGCCCGUUUCAGACCCAUGGCCUCAUGUCUGUCCACCGUCUGGGUCUGCAUCAUCAUCGUCUGUAAGAUGCUCUACCAGCUAAGCAUCGUCAAACCUGAGGAGUACUCCAACAACUGUACAGUGCCUCUGACUAACGAGACGAGUCUGAACGUUGAUGAGAUCCUGAACUCCACACUUUACAAAGCGCCUGUAGAUCCAGCCAACUGGUUUGGCUUUAGGAAGGAUGCCACUGCUUUGGGCUACAGUAAGAACCAUCUGCUGGUGCUGCUGUUGCUGGUAUUUGAGGCGACCGUGUACCGGCACCAGAUCCAUCACUACAAGCAGGUACAUCGUUCUCCUCCCUCCAUCCCGACUAUCUUCCCACAAUCCACGCGUGACAAACUGGACGAGGGGCUGCUGCCCUGUAUCAGAUACCUCCUCAACUUCAGCUUCUACAAGUUUGGCCUUGAGAUCUGCUUCCUGAUGACUGUGAAUGUGAUUGGCCAACGCAUGAACUUCCUGGUCAUUAUUCACGGGUGCUGGCUGGUCGCCCUCAUGGUGCGUCGUCGCCGCGAGGUCAUUGCUCAGAUCUGGUCUAAAUACUGCAUCUUCCUGGUGAUCUUCAUGAUCUAUCAGUACAUCCUGUGUGUGGGAAUGCCUCCUGCUCUAUGUCUCGACUACCCAUGGAGAUGGAAAAGCUCAGUCAACAUCAACUCAGCUCUGAUUAAAUGGAUCUACCUGCCUGAUUUCUACAUCCUCCCCAACUCCAAGAACCUCAUCGCGGACUUCCUGCUUCUAAUGUGUGCCUCGCUACAAUGGGCAGUUUUCGAGAACGAGAAGAAAGAAGAGUGGAUGGUGAUGGGAGGAGAGAAUAAGGACAACCCUGACCCCAUGGAGCACAUGCUCUUUAAUCCAGCUCCUAAUUUCAUCAACUGCAGAUCUUACCUGGACAUGAUGAAAGUCCUGGUUUUCCGAAACAUGUUCUGGUUAGUCUUGGCCGUGCUGUUUGUGACAGGCUCCACUCGGAUCAGCGUGUUCGGUCUGGGCUAUCUUCUGGCCUGCUUCUUCUUCCUGCUGUACGGUAGGCGGCUGAUGGUCAAACCCUCCCGUACACGCCUGCUCAUGUGGGACUGCCUCAUCAUCUAUAAUGUAGGAGUGAUCAUCGCCAAGAACACACUGUCUAUCCUGGCCUGUGUGUUUGUAGCUGAGAUGCAGGCACGUUUCUGCUGGGUGAUCCAGCUCUUCAGUCUCGUCUGUACAGUCAAAGGCUACUAUGACCCCGUAUCCCUGAGUGGUAAAGAGUGCAGUUUGCCUAUUGAGGAAGCAGGCAUCAUCUGGGACAGCAUCUGCUUCUUCUUCCUCUUGCUGCAGAGGAGAGUCUUCCUUAGUUUCUACUUUGUUCAUGUGACUGCAGAUCUGCAGGCAUCUGCACUACAGGCCUCACGGGGUUUUGAGCUCUUCAAAGCCAGCAUUAUAAAGAAUGUGCGUUUUUAUAAGCAGACCGAGAAAAAAUCCAUUCAACAGCUGAAGGGCUCGAUGGAGCGAAUCCGUGACAAACAGCAGCGAUAUAAAGAGGGACGGAAGCUAUCUGAAAGAGAGCAGCAGUCAUCAGAGUCUCAGGAAGUGAGGAAGGAGAAGAAGAAGAAGAAGAAAAAAGAGUGGCACCGUCCCUGGAUAGAUCAUGCAACUGUACUGAAUUCUGGGGAUUACUACAUGUUUGAAUCAGACAGUGAGGGUGAGGAUGAGGAUGUCCUAGAAGAGGAGCAGAAACAACAAAAACAGACUGCAUUUCAGUUGGCAUACCAGGCAUGGGUGACCAGCGCUAAGCAGGUACUAAAAGAACGGCAACAGAGACAGAAAGAACAACGGCAGAAAGAACGAAGAGAGGAGAGAGAGAGACAUCAAACUGUCUCACAGGCCUCGGGUGAUGUAGAGGAGACGGGGUCCGUUUUUGAAGAGAAGACCUCUAAAGAGGAAGAGGAAGAGGCAGGGGAAGAAGGAGAGGAGUCAGGUUCUGGCAGUGAUACAGUGCAGAGGAUCCUGGAAAUGCUGAAGUUCCUGUGGAUGCUGUGCUUGGCCAUGGUGGACAGCUUCACUCUGUGGCUCAACCUGCUCACCAAGCAGUACGUGAACACAUCAACCGUCCUGUGUGAGGAGCGCUACCUGCACAUCCACAAUAUCAGCCAGACGCCAGCGAGUGAGCCUACAGAUGACCAGCUGUCUGAGGAUAGUGAAAGUCUCACUUUAGACACAUGUCUAGACGAAACCGAUACAGACCUUCUUAAUAUCAGCCGUACUGCCAGUGCUGAUGAGCUGGAGGAAGCCUUGGAAUCUGAUGAGCCACGACCCCACAGCAGCAUGACACUUUGCUCCCAGCCCACUAUAGAUCUAGAGUCAGAAUCACAUUACUUAAAACACCUGAGGAAAUCCAGAACAGCCAGUGAACUGCUCUCAGACAGGCCCUAUGUCAUUGAGGAGCUGAUACAAUGUCGAGAGUUUUACGCCUCCCAGAAUCGGCUGCUUAAACUUCUCUUUGCACUCUGUAACGUUGUGGCUGCUCACUCUGAGCUUGUGUGCUACUUCAUCAUCGUGCUGAACAACGUCGUCACGGCCUCAGUCAUAUCCUUGGUGCUGCCCAUACUAAUCUUCCUGUGGGCCAUGCUGUCCAUUCCACGGCCUUCAAAGAGGUUCUGGAUGACUGCCAUAGUGUACACAGAGGUCAUGGUGGUGGUCAAGUACCUGUUCCAGUUUGGCUUUUUCCCCUGGAACAGUGAAUACGAGAUGAGACUAAACGAGAACAAGCCCUACUUUCCUCCACGGAUCCUCGGUCUGGAGAAAACUGACAACUACAUCCGCUAUGACCUGCUACAGCUGCUGGCCCUUUUCUUUCACCGUUCUCUGCUACAGCGCUAUGGGCUGUGGGACCAGGAGGGACCUCUGGAGGAGAAGAGCACAGAGGAAAUUAAGAAGAAACCUGAAAAGUUGAUAGAGGAAAAAACGGUCCAGCCUGAUGAGGCCGAUCCUCAGACAGACACAAAGACGGAAAUCCAGACAGAGCCUGAGGAGGCCCAAAAUGCAGAAAUAACACCUGAACCUGAAGAGCCCAAGAAAAAAGGUGGUCUUCUGCGCUUCCGCAAAAAGAAAUCCCCAGACAAAGAGGCCACAGAAAAAGAAACCAAGAAGAAGAAGAAGAAGAAGGCAAAGGGUCAGCGGCGAAAGGAAGCCAGUAAAAAGCUAAAGGCAUUUGGAGAAAAACUCAAAGACUUUUUCAUCUCGGCGGUGAGGAACACUUAUAAGCCAACGCAGACGUUCAUCCACAACAUCCUGCAUACUGAGUACCGAGCUGCCACUGAUGUCUACGCUCUGAUGUUCCUCACUGAUGUGGUGGACUUCAUCGUCAUUGUGUUUGGCUUCUGGGCUUUUGGAAAACAUUCGGCUGCUGCAGACAUCGCCACCUCACUUUCAGAUGACCAGGUCCCUGAAGCGUUCCUCGUCAUGCUCCUCAUCCAGUUCAGCACCAUGGUGAUCGACCGCGCUCUGUACCUGCGCAAGGCUGUGCUCGGAAAACUCAUCUUUCAGGUCAUCCUAGUGCUGGGUAUUCACAUCUGGAUGUUCUUCAUCCUGCCCGCAGUCACUGAGAGGAUGUUUAGCCAGAACUUUGUGGCCCAGCUCUGGUACUUUGUCAAGUGCAUCUACUUCACACUGUCUGCGUAUCAGAUCCGCUGUGGCUACCCCACUCGCAUCCUCGGAAACUUCCUCACUAAGAAGUACAACCACCUCAACCUCUUCCUCUUCCAAGGGUUCCGCUUGGUUCCGUUCCUGGUAGAGCUUCGGGCCGUAAUGGACUGGGUCUGGACCGACACCACCCUCUCUCUCUCCAACUGGAUGUGUGUGGAAGACAUUUAUGCCAACAUUUUUAUCAUAAAGUGCAGUCGAGAGACCGAGAAGAAAUAUCCUCAACCAAAGGGCCAAAAAAAGAAGAAAAUAGUGAAGUACGGAAUGGGUGGCAUCAUCAUCUUUUUCCUCAUCUGCAUCAUCUGGUUCCCUCUACUCUUCAUCUCCUUGGUCAGAUCAGUUGUGGGUGUGGUCAAUCAUCCCGUGGAUGUAACUGUGACAUUCAAGUUGGGAGGUUAUGAGCCCCUGUUUACCAUGAGUGUGCAGCAGCAGUCCAUACAGCCUUUCACAGAAAAGGAUUAUGACCAUCUCACAGAGCAGUUUGAGAAAAAUGCUGUGGCCAUGCAGUUCAUAACACUAUACAGCUACGAAGACAUCGUAACAGCCAACAUCGAGGGCAGCUCUGGCUCGGUGUGGAGAAUCAGCCCUCCCAGCAGACAGGAGUUGAUUAAGGAGCUGCUGACCAGCCCGGCAGACAUGACCCUGCGUCUGGCCUGGAACUUUCAGAGGGACUUGGGGAAAGGUGGAACAGUGGAAAACACUUAUGACAAACACUCUAUUAGUUUGGAGCCCGGAGACCAUGUGAGAGCAGACCUAGCCUCACUGCUGCUGGGAAAUCGCACCGAGCCUGUUCGAGUGCAUCACAUGUUCCCUAACUACAUUAGAGCCCCAAACGGAGCUGAGGCCAAGCCUGUCAGCCAGCUGUAUGAGGGAGAAGAGGAGGGCUAUCAGGACGUGACACUAUCUCUAAAGAGGGACGGCUCCCUGAACGGCACUGGAGCUCAGGAGUGGUGGGACAUCAGCAUCGCGGACUGCGAUGCAUCUGCAGGAGCCUGCGGGGUUUUACCCAUGGUCAUCUUUAAUGACAAAGUCAGCCCACCCAGUCUGGGCUUCCUGGCUGGAUACGGGAUCAUGGGACUGUACGUAUCGGUGGUUCUGGUAAUCGGUAAGUUUGUGCGCGGUUUCUUCAGUGAGAUCUCUCACUCCAUCAUGUUCGAGGAGCUGCCGUGCGUCGACCGCAUCCUCAAGUUGUGCACAGACAUCUUCCUGGUGCGUGAGACGGGCGAACUGGAGCUAGAGGAAGAGCUCUACUCCAAACUCAUCUUCCUCUACCGAUCACCAGAGACUAUGAUCAAAUGGACCAGGGAGAAGGAAGACUAGACUCCCACUUUUUGGACAAAAUGGCCCUUUAGCAGCGACGCUUAAUGCAGGACUGUCCUACGUAAAGCACUUCCCUUUAGGCCUUUUAGGAACCUGCUGGUCGUGCGGAGCUUCAGGUUGAACUCUACAGCUGUGAUUUUUGCCAAGUCAUUUAACAGCUGUAACAAGUUUGGCGUCCAUAAUUUUAUUCUUGACGCUGGUCAGCUGUUAGGACCAUGUGAAUGAGACAGAAGUUGGGCUCUGAAACUUAAGCAAUCUGGGGGUGUGUGGAUCUGUGUGCAUUGUUGCUGAGCAGUGUUUGGACUACACUUUAGGCCUAAACAGCCUUACUGUCUGAACGUGACUUUAUACCUAGUCCUAAUUCUGUCCUUCAGUGCACAAACACUAUUGUAAUGUACUCCUGAUCUAAUGAAAAUGAACUUAAAACUGUUUACAUAUGGAAUGUUUCAUGCAGAAAGACACGUUUAAAAUGGUUAUUUGGGGAAAAGGGAAUAUUCUGGGUUAUAAUAAAUAAUAAAUUCCUACGUUAUAGGACCGAUUCAUCAAAAACAUCUAGCGUUCCCUAUUCCUAAAGUGUCAAACAUUUGCCUCUUAAGUUUUGCCCUGUAGCUGCAACACCAAUGAAGCUGACAAGGUUUUUCCCACCUUACAGUUGAGCUAUUUCAUCAUCCUGUUUAUAGAUGCCAUCACAUUACAUUAUUGUGUGUUCUAAACAUCUGGAUGUAACUUGAGACAUUUCCAGUCAAAUGUUGUGGGUGAAUCACGACCGUAGUUACUUUGUCAGCUGCUUCAGGCUGCAGGGCAGAAUUAAGGAAGAAAACAUAAGACAUCUAUCAACUGACUGACUGACUGACUACUGGGGCAUGAUGGGGAUUUAUUAUUUUAUUUUUGCCAACUUGACUGACAUUUGCUGUUUGUUAAACCAUCAUUGUAACAUGACUGUGAGGUUUUCUUGGCAGUGACGUAUUGCAUCUCGUUUUACACGUUUAUUUCUUCACUUAACUGCCAUUUAGCUACAAUUGUGCCAAUCAACAAUGGCUGGAUGGUUUAUUUUACAGGUUAAAUGUGUUUUAAAAGAACUUCUCUUUAUAUUUAUUCAUAUGGUCAUCAUUUUAUACUUUCAAAAAAUGUGAUUAGUGAAAAAUUCUUGGUGAAGGGCAGUUUUCUGAUUUAGCUCGUGUAUCGUUAAUCAGUGAGGUGCGAAUGCAUCACGACUCCUGCCUUCGUACAGUCGCAGCUCUGUGGCAGUACUUACUGUAACUGCUGAAAUUUACUACCAUAAUAAAAAAAGUGAUCAAUAAAA